Vollenhovia emeryi is the source of this 1065-nucleotide messenger RNA. Its product is annotated as muscle-specific protein 20-like. The record is from RefSeq and is a predicted model, not a curated record. The coding region runs from base 182 to 730 and encodes 182 amino acids. Lineage: Eukaryota; Metazoa; Arthropoda; Insecta; Hymenoptera; Formicidae. The transcript has 5 exons. Gene Ontology annotation, molecular function: protein binding.
CACGCAUAUAUACGCGGCCGCGGCCGCGAUGGAGCACACUUUUUGUGCUUGAGCUUGAGCUUGAGCUUAAGCGGCGAAGAGGCUGUCUGCGCGGCCGGUGUGCGGAAAAUAAUUCUCCGGUGAGGAGGCUCGUCGAGAAAGAGAGAGAGAGAGAGAGGGAAUUACGUGGACGUAAUCCGCCAUGCCCGGACGCCCACUCUGGCAGGUCGCUGGCAAGCGCGAAGCGAGCCAAGAAGCUGAAGCCCAGCAAUGGAUGGAGACGGUAAUCGGCGGAAGAUUUCCACCAGGCGUAAGUUACGAAGACGCCCUGAGGGAUGGCGUUCUGCUCUGCAUGCUCAUGAACAAACUGCAGCCCGGCCUGAUCUCCAAGGUCAAUACGUCCGGUGGGGAUUACAAGAUGAUGGACAAUCUUAAUCAGUUCCAGAAAGCCUGUGUGAAGUAUGGAGUACCCGACGUCGAUCUCUUCCAAGCUGUCGACCUGAUUGAACGUAAAAAUAUCGCUCAAGUGACAAACACCAUCUUCGCGAUCGGACGAACGACAUAUAAGCAUCCGGAGUGGCGUGGUCCCUGGCUGGGUCCGAGACCAUCAGAGGAGAACAAGAGGGCCUUCACCGAGGAGCAGUUGAGGGCUGGCGAGGGACUCAUCGGCCUGCAAGCCGGUACCAACAAGGGAGCUACGCAAUCCGGACAGAACUUCGGGGCUUCGAGAAAGAUACUUCUUGGAAAAUAAUUCAUAGAACUCACACUUUUUUUUAUCGCCGUUAGAAAUAUUCUGUUUGCGCAACCCUAACAAAACCUUACCUCACCUUUUAAGUGAAUAUCCGCAUCGUAACGUAAAAUUAUUAGAAAUAUUGAACUGUACCAUUCAGUGCUUUCGCAAAAAGAACAAAUCAAACUUGCUAAUUCCUUGACGAUUAGAAGCCGUCAAUAUAUCUGAACGUCGACGCAUAAAUGUUAGACGCGCUGAUUAUCCCGUGUCCAUUAGCGCGUUUCACUUCUAACGCGAGUGUAUCCAACAAAAUGUAUUUUAUGAAGUAAUCAAUAUACAUACAGUGCACCGAGAAA